Molecule: messenger RNA, 294 nt
Organism: Heterobasidion irregulare TC 32-1
Lineage: Eukaryota; Fungi; Basidiomycota; Agaricomycetes; Russulales; Bondarzewiaceae
Exons: 2
Coding region: 1-294 (97 amino acids)
Source: RefSeq, a predicted model, not a curated record
AUGCACAAGCUGAAACUGAAGAGUCGGAUAUGUUGGUGGAGACAGGUGGAGACAGGUGGAGACACGGGUCGGCUGGUCACGGAUUUGGCACGUGCGACGCGUUUCCUCGAGUCUGUCUGCCUUAUGUUGAAUCUGUGGGAUUCUAUACCAUCUUCUGUAGUGGACCGAUAUCUCGAAGUCCACAAAUUAGCCUUCACCACAGACUGUCUCACCACGCGGUGCGGAAUACUGCCUGUAAGGAAUAUUCUUGGUAUCCAGUCGCCAUGGGAAAGCACGGUACGAUAUGUUCGUUGA